This is a messenger RNA of Dreissena polymorpha, 1091 nucleotides long. RefSeq lists its product as uncharacterized. The record is from RefSeq and is a predicted model, not a curated record. The transcript has 3 exons. Lineage: Eukaryota; Metazoa; Mollusca; Bivalvia; Myida; Dreissenidae. Bases 83 to 814 code for a protein of 243 amino acids.
CUAUGAAUUUUUAGAGAGUACAGCCCUUCAUGAAGCGAUCAUUUAGUGUAUUGUAACCACAAUAUAAUUAUUAUUGACGAUUAUGUCAAACGGGAUCGAAGGGCCAACCUUUUGCCAUGUGUGUAAAACUCAACUGAACGUCAUGAAAAGAUGCUCGAGAUGCAGAAAUGUGUUAUAUUGUUCCAGGGAAUGUCAAACCAAAGACUGGUCUGUGCACAAGACAGUAUGCUACCCAAUAAGUGUGGCACAACAAAUUCCAGUAGAAAAGAGGACACAGCCUGACAAAAGCAUAUUCGAUGACCUAGAGAAUUCUUCAACCGCAAGCUACCAUCACCCGCCUUUGGUUAACUUCUCAUUAGCAGUUAAAAACAAAAACAAUAAUCCUGUAACUACUAAUCCAGGGGGAAAGUGCUAUCUCCAUGACAACGAGUAUCACACUGAUGUUCCAGUUGUAUCAGAAGAGGAACCAUUUGCUUUGAUUACUGUUAAAUACAAUAAAGACAAGCGCUCACUAAAUGUUCAGUUGUCCUGGACAGGGGAAGCAUUAUAUAAAUAUUUUGCACAUUCCCUGCACAUUCCUCUAGAAAACCUUAAAAUCAUUCACAAAGGGAAGAUUAUGAGUCGAGAAAAUAUAAUAGAAACUGUGAAAAACAAGGCAGUUUAUCAAGUGUUUGGGGAGGCAGCUGAAAACGAAGAUGACGUGGACCAAAGAGACAUUGCUGUCAUGAUGGAACAGACUGGCAUGGACAGAAAUAGGGUGGUACGCGUUCUGAAAAAAAAGGGCGAUCUGAUUGACGCAUUAUUAGAUCAAUGAUGAACCUUUGUGCUGUAAUAGCAACAGAAUUACUGUAUAGUUGUGUUAUGCUUUUAAUCUAGCAAUUUCAAUGACAAGUUGAUACUAUAUGAGUUUCGAAAUGAUCUUUAGAGAUCAUAAUUUUUAAUACCGCUGCUUUUAAGCUGACCUGAGCUCUAGGUGCUCAAUGGUGAGAUAUUGUGGUCAUUAAAUGUCUUGUGUCCGUCUUCUUGUUUAAACAUAAAUUUGUUAUCUGUAAACUUUUUGUUGGAUUUUAAUUAAACUUUUUCAUGACUGA